Messenger RNA from Neopsephotus bourkii (Bourke's parrot), 5626 nucleotides. It is a transcript of the gene CLASP1, whose product is annotated as cytoplasmic linker associated protein 1. Gene Ontology annotation, cellular component: cytoplasmic microtubule; microtubule organizing center; spindle microtubule. NCBI's taxonomy places the organism in Eukaryota, Metazoa, Chordata, Aves, Psittaciformes, Psittacidae. Gene Ontology annotation, molecular function: microtubule binding; kinetochore binding. Bases 459 to 5381 code for a protein of 1640 amino acids. The record is from RefSeq and is a predicted model, not a curated record. Gene Ontology annotation, biological process: mitotic spindle assembly. The transcript has 44 exons.
GCCUUGGCAACCGAGCCCGCCCGUAACGGCCGCGGAGGGCGUGCAGCGAAGAUAUCGCCGCAGCGCAUGCGCAGUGCGCCCGCUGACCUCACCGCCGCCGAGCUGUGGGGGCUUCCACCACCUACCAUAGAGACCCGCGGGAGGCGCGUCCUCUCUAGCCUUCGCCCCACUCUCUAUGAAUGGACUGCUGAAUUGGGAAUUAUUGCAGACUCAACAGUACAGCACAGCUCGUUGUUUCGUCUAUUACUAGUUAUUUAAAUUGGACUUUUAAUAUCCUGCCAGCUGCUGUUCACACACACAUGGUGCAUUGUUGCCAUUCUCCGAAUUGCAUCUUUGAAAACCAGACCCUCAGUAACCUUCAUCGAACAAAGAGGCGACCUCCUGCGUACAUUCUUAGAGGGAUUUUUCAAACCUGCUGCCCUCUAGCUUUCUUGCUGGUGCUGUAUUCGUGAGACACCAUGGAGACCACUAUGGAGUACUGCUUAGCACAGGUGCUGCAGAAAGAUGUUGGAAAGAGACUUCAGGUUGGCCAGGAAUUGAUAGAUUACUUCUCAGAUAAACAGAAGUCAGCUGAUCUUGAACAUGAUCAGACUAUGCUGGAUAAAAUGGUUGAUGGACUGGCCACUUCUUGGGUCAAUUCCAGCAAUUACAAGGUGGUUCUCCUCGGGAUUGACAUUAUUUCUGCAUUAGUAUCCCGCUUGCAAGAUCGCUUCAAGGCCCAAAUUGGCACAGUGCUGCCAAGUUUACUUGAUAGGCUGGGAGACUCUAAAGACUCUGUGAGGGAGCAGGAUCAGACCUUGCUGCUGAAAAUCAUGGAACAAGCUGCUAACCCUCAGUACGUGUGGGACAGGAUGCUAGGAGGAUUCAAACACAAGAAUUUCCGGACAAGAGAAGGGAUUUGCCUCUGCCUUAUUGCAACACUCAAUGCAUCUGGAGCUCAGAGUUUAACACUGAGUAAGAUAGUGCCACAUAUAUGUAACUUACUUGGAGAUCCAAACAGCCAGGUUCGAGAUGCAGCAAUAAACAGCCUUGUGGAAAUUUACAGACAUGUUGGUGAACGUGUAAGGGCUGAUCUCAGUAAAAAAGGAUUACCCCAGUCUCGGUUGAAUGUAAUUUUUACAAAAUUCGAUGAGGUCCAAAAAUCUGGAAACAUGAUCCAGAGUUCAAGUGAUAAAAUUUUUGAUGAUGAAGACUCCGUGGAUGGGAACAGACCUUCCUCAGCUAGCUCCUCUACAUCUUCAAAGGCCCCUGCAAACUCACGCAGAGUUGGGAUGGGGACUACCCGCAGACUUGGGUCUGCAGCUCUGGGCUCAAAGUCCUCAACAGCCAAAGAGGGAGCAGGUGCUGUGGAUGAAGAAGACUUUAUUAAAGCAUUCGAAGAUGUCCCAACGGUUCAGAUUUAUUCCAGCCGUGAUCUUGAGGAAUCCAUAAACAAAAUAAGAGAGAUACUAUCAGAUGAUAAGCAUGACUGGGAACAGAGAGUUUCUGCAUUGAAAAAGAUCCGCUCCUUACUUUUGGCUGGAGCUGCAGAAUAUGAUAACUUCUUCCAACACUUAAGACUUCUGGAUGGAGCAUUUAAAUUAUCUGCUAAAGACCUGCGGUCUCAAGUAGUACGAGAGGCUUGUAUCACGUUGGGACAUUUAUCAUCAGUUCUGGGAAACAAGUUUGACCAUGGGGCAGAAGCCAUCAUGCCAACAAUUUUUAAUCUAAUUCCGAAUAGUGCCAAAGUCAUGGCCACUUCUGGUGUUGUGGCAGUUAGAUUAAUCAUUCGACAUACACACAUCCCUCGAUUAAUACCCAUCAUAACCAGUAAUUGUACCUCCAAGUCUGUUGCAGUUAGAAGGCGCUGUUUUGAAUUUUUAGAUUUAUUGUUGCAGGAGUGGCAAACACACUCCCUAGAAAGACACAUAUCAGUGUUAGCUGAAACAAUAAAGAAGGGAAUUCAUGAUGCAGACUCUGAAGCCAGGAUAGAGGCAAGAAAGUGUUAUUGGGGUUUCCACAGUCACUUCAGCCGAGAGGCAGAGCAUUUGUACCACACCUUGGAGUCUUCCUACCAGAAGGCUCUGCAAUCACAUUUGAAGAACUCUGACAGCAUCGUGUCCUUGCCACAGUCAGAUCGCUCUUCCUCCAGCUCCCAGGAGAGUCUCAACCGUCCUUUUUCUGCCAAAAGAAGUCCUACUGGAAGUACUACAUCCAGAGCAUCUACAGUAAGUACAAAAUCUGUGUCAACACCAGGAUCUCUGCAACGAUCCCGCAGUGACGUCGAUGUGAAUGCAGCAGCUAGUGCCAAGUCAAAAGUGACGUCUUCUGGAUCAUCCACCCCCUUCAGUUCUGCUGCAGCCUUGCCCCCAGGCUCAUACGCAUCACUAGAUGGUACUACCACUAAAACUGAGGGAUUUUCUAUUUUUUGGAAGACUGAAGAUCAGGGAGAGUUACAACAACAUGGCACACCACAGCUAGAGCAUGUGAAGGAUGAGUUUAAUCACUGUCGGAUUCGUACAAGGAGACAGAGCUCUGGCAGUGCCACAAGCGUCACCUCAAUGCCUGCUGAUACCCGAGGCCGCAGCCGGGCUAAAGUAGUUUCCCAGUCCCAGCGAUCCAGAUCAGCUAAUCCUGCUGGUGCUGGUAGCCGGUCCAGUUCCCCGGGUAAGCUCUUAGGAAGCGCCUAUGGUGGCCUGAGUGGUGGAACAUCCAGAGUCCAGCCGGUGCCAUCAUCUUCAGAGAAGCGCAGCAAGAUCCCUCGGAGCCAGGGAUGCAGUCGAGAGACGAGUCCCAGCAGAAUAGGACUAGCACGGAGCAGUCGUAUCCCCCGACCCAGCAUGAGUCAGGGGUGCAGUCGUGAUACCAGCCGUGAGAGCAGUCGAGAUACAAGCCCUGCUCGGGGCUUUCCUCCACUUGCUUCUCGACGUCAUUCCAGGUCCACUAGUGCUCUCUCCACUGCUGAUUCUGUUGGGCAGUCAGACCGGUUUGGACUCGGACAACCAGGCAGGAUGCCUGCUUCUGUGAAUGCCAUGCGAGUCCUGAGCACAAGCACAGAUCUGGAGGCUGCUGUGGCCGAUGCACUGCUGUUAGGAGACUCCAGGAGCAAGAAAAAACCAGUGAGAAGAAGAUAUGAACCCUACGGGAUGUACUCCGAUGAUGAUGCUAACAGUGAUGCAUCAAGCGCUUGCUCAGAGCGCUCGUAUGGUUCCAGGAAUGGGGGCAUUCCACACUACCUGCGGCAGACUGAAGAUGUGGCUGAGGUUCUGAACCACUGUGCCAGCUCCAACUGGUCUGAAAGGAAAGAGGGGCUCAUAGGUCUUCAGAACUUACUGAAAAGUCAGCGGACACUGAGCCGAGUCGAGUUGAAAAGGCUAUGUGAAAUAUUUACUCGCAUGUUUGCUGACCCUCACAGCAAGGUCUUUAGCAUGUUUCUGGAAACCCUGGUUGAUUUCAUCAUCAUUCAUAAAGAUGACUUGCAGGAUUGGCUUUUUGUUCUCCUGACACAGUUGCUAAAGAAAAUGGGAGCAGAUUUGCUGGGGUCUGUGCAGGCGAAAGUUCAAAAAGCUCUGGAUGUCACCAGGGAUUCUUUUCCAUUCGAUCAACAAUUUAACAUUUUGAUGAGGUUUAUUGUAGAUCAGACCCAAACACCAAACCUGAAGGUGAAAGUUGCUAUCCUGAAGUAUAUUGAGUCCUUGGCAAGACAGAUGGAUCCAACAGACUUUGUGAACUCUAGUGAGACAAGACUUGCUGUAUCUAGAAUUAUAACUUGGACAACAGAACCAAAGAGCUCAGACGUGAGAAAGACCAUGCAUAGUUGGGUGGGUGAGGAUUUGCCAGCUAGGACAACUACAGCUUCCUCAGGGCCCGGUGAAGGAAACUUGGAAGAGAAAUGCAAACAGGCAGCACAGAUAGUCCUGAUUUCUCUCUUUGAACUGAACACUCCUGAGUUUACCAUGUUACUUGGUGCCUUGCCAAAAACAUUCCAGGAUGGUGCUACCAAGCUCCUGCACAACCACCUCAAGAACUCGAGUAACACCAGUGUGGGUUCCCCCAGCAAUACCCUUGGUCGGACCCCUUCCCGGCACUCCAGCAGCAGAACCAGCCCCUUAACUUCACCUACCAACUGUUCCCACGGUGGGCUGUCUCCAAGUCGGUUCUGGGGUUGGAGUGCAGAUGGGCUGUCGAAGCACCCCCCUCCCCUUUCUCAGCCUAACUCCAUCCCCACUGCUCCUUCCCACAAGACUUUCAGACGCUCUUACUCUCCCAGUAUGCUGGAUUAUGACACGGAGAACCUAAAUUCUGAUGAAAUCUACAGCUCUCUUCGUGGGGUCACAGAAGCAAUAGAAAAAUUUAGUUUCCGUAGUCAAGAGGACCUGAAUGAGCCAAUCAAACGUGAUGGAAAGAAAGACUGUGACAUUGUGUCUCGAGAUGGUGGCCUUGCUGUGCCUACCAGUGAUGUCCGUGGAAGCAGUGACAUUGUGGAAGGUGGAAGGAUGGCUCUAGAUAACAAAACUUCCCUACUUAACACCCAGCCUCCCCGCGCCUUUUCAGGGCCACGUGCUCGAGAAUAUAACCCCUAUCCUUAUGCUGACACAAUUAACACCUAUGAUAAGACUGCCCUGAAGGAAGCAGUGUUCGAUGAUGACAUGGAUCAGCUUCGGGAUGAAGUGCCCAUUGACCAUUCAGAUUUGGUGGCUGAUCUUCUGAAAGAGCUCUCCAACCACAACGAACGAGUGGAGGAGCGGAAAGGAGCUCUCCUGGAACUGCUAAAGAUCACAAGGGAAGAUAAUCUUGGAGUUUGGGAGGAACAUUUCAAAACCAUUCUGCUCUUGCUGCUGGAAACUCUGGGAGACAAAGAUCAUUCAAUAAGAGCCCUGGCACUGCGAGUCCUAAGAGAGAUCUUACGGAACCAGCCAGCAAGGUUUAAGAACUAUGCGGAGUUGACUAUCAUGAAAACACUGGAAGCACAUAAAGAUUCCCACAAGGAGGUUGUCAGAGCUGCUGAAGAAGCUGCUUCCACACUGGCAAGUUCCAUCCACCCUGAGCAAUGCAUCAAGGUGCUUUGCCCCAUCAUUCAGACUGCAGAUUAUCCAAUUAAUUUAGCUGCCAUCAAAAUGCAGACAAAAGUAAUUGAAAGGAUUUCAAAGGAAUCGUUGCAUCAGCUCCUUCCUGAUAUCAUUCCUGGGUUAUUACAGGGUUAUGAUAAUACGGAGAGCAGUGUCCGUAAAGCUAGUGUAUUUUGCCUAGUGGCAAUUUAUUCAGUAAUCGGAGAAGAACUGAAACCUCAUCUCGCACAACUCACAGGAAGCAAGAUGAAGCUACUAAACUUGUACAUAAAGAGGGCCCAGACCACCAACAGCAACAGCAGUUCCUCUUCAGAUGUUUCAACGCACAGUUAAUGGAGAUAUGUGGACAUAUGUGUAGAUUUAGAAGCAAUCAACGGUGCCUCUCAGAGACCUUUCUGCUACUCUUCACUGGCAUGCUCCAUCAGCUCAAGGAGGCCAUGCAGAUAUUUAUUGCAAUCAGUAUUUUAGUUCCUUAAAAGCUUUUAUGUAGAAUCUUACUGGUAUUGAAUGUAAAGGAAGCAAGGUCUGUGUUGCAGUCUUCAUUAAAAGUGAACAACAGAAAGCCAUACUUAAACAUA